AUGGGAAAUUUAUGUGAUUUUAUGAAAUCAGAAAAAGAGGAAUUUCAAAGUUCUUUGAAUUAAUAGAAUUCCUUGCAACCAAUUUAAGAAUGUAUAAUGUUUAUUAAAACUCAGAGGAAUUGGCGUUAAAAUCAAGUAAGACUCUGGAUAACUCCACAUCAUUUGUGCCUGAAUUAACUCAUAAGAGAGUAGGACUAGAAGAUUUCAUUAUGUUAGCAACAGUUGGCAAAGUAUAAAUUAAUAUUAUAAGGGUGCCUUUGGAAAAGUAUACAAAGUAAAAAAAAAAGACAAUCAAAAAAUUUAUGCUAUAAAAUGCAUCAAUAAGAAACUGAUAUUUGAUAGCAAAUUAGAAUCAAAUGCUUUACUUGAGAAAGAUGUCUUAAAAUAAAGCAAACAUCCAUUCAUUGUGUAGUUAAAAUAUUCCUUCUAAACACCAACUAAAUUAUAUUUAGUAAUGGAAUACAUCAAUGGAGGGGAAUUCUUUAAGAUUCUUUCAAAAACAAAGGGUUUACCAGAAUCUAUUGUUGCCUUUGUGGCAGCUGAAGUGGUUUUAGCGUUAGAAUAUUUGAAUAAUUAAUUAAAGGUUAUUUAUAGGGAUUUGAAACCAGAAAAUAUCUUACUUACAACAACAGGACAUGUUAAAUUAACAGAUUUUGGUUUAGCUACAUUAAGAAAAGAUGAAAAUGUUAAAAAUUAUACUGUAUAUUUUAAUACUAAUAUUAGUUAGCAGGAACUCCUGAAUAUUUAGCUCCAGAGAUUAUAAAUAAAAAAGGACAUUCUUUUGAAGUAGAUUUAUGGACACUUGGAAUCUUAAUAUAUGAAAUGAUUAAUGGACAUCCACCUUUUACAGUUCCAGAUAGAAACAUUUAGAAGAUUCUACAAUUAAUAUUAUAAAAUUAACCAACUUAUCCACCUAUAAUGAGUAAUGAAGCAGUAAAUUUAGUUUAAAGAUUAUUAAAAACUAAUCCUAAAGAAAGAAUUGGAGCUGAAAUAGUAAUUUAAAUUUGUUAAAAUAUUUUUAAGGGAUACUAAGAAAUAAAAUAUCAUCCAUUUUUUUCAAAAAUCAAAUGGACAGAAUUAUACAAUCUAAAUGUCAAAUCUCCAUUGAAAACAUUUGCAGAACAAAAUGCUUCAAGAUCUGAAGGACAAAAAAUGCCUUAUACCUAAAUUUAAGAGACACCUAAUGCUCCAUAACCUCAUAUAAAGGGUAUGAGUUAUGGAGGAGGUGAUGAUACCUACAACUCUAAGAAACUGAAUUGA
Paramecium pentaurelia is the source of this 1260-nucleotide messenger RNA. The record is from the annotation of a GenBank genome assembly. Lineage: Eukaryota; Ciliophora; Oligohymenophorea; Peniculida; Parameciidae.